Messenger RNA from Scatophagus argus, 4564 nucleotides. RefSeq names its product gamma-aminobutyric acid (GABA) B receptor, 2 (gene gabbr2). The transcript is spliced from 19 exons. Gene Ontology annotation, cellular component: G protein-coupled receptor heterodimeric complex; membrane. Lineage: Eukaryota; Metazoa; Chordata; Actinopteri; Scatophagidae. Gene Ontology annotation, biological process: G protein-coupled receptor signaling pathway; gamma-aminobutyric acid signaling pathway. Bases 326 to 3139 code for a protein of 937 amino acids. Gene Ontology annotation, molecular function: G protein-coupled GABA receptor activity. The record is from RefSeq and is a predicted model, not a curated record.
UUGAAUUCAAGGGGCUGUUUUGAUCGUUUGGAUGACGGACACCGACAGGCAAUAGCUCUCCUUUUGCAACGCCAAUCUCUGCGCCCUUGGAAUAUUCUUACAGAGGCACUGUUAAAGAGUAGAAAUAUUUUUUCUCUGUUUGCAGUCACAGUCCAUACGGCCAGUUUGCCCACUGCAGGGGCUGCUGCGGCUUUCGUGUUUUCUCUGUUUUGAAAAACGAAUUCUUUGACGGGCGGGCGUCUGAGCAUCCCGGACGAGCCCGAAUUUGCAAUGCCCAAACAGUGAGGGUACGGUGGGAUCUCAUUUGGUCACCCUGCACGGUCGCAUGGCUCCAGCCCGGAGGGAUUGCGGCGGCUGGGAGAUGUUCCUCCCGACGGGAUGCCUGCUCCUCUCUGUUUUGCUAUUUCACCCAGCCCUGGCCAAGGUGUGUAACGACCGCACCAAACACGGACAGGACAACAGCUGGUUCGCCAGGGACGGGGAAAACUUGCCCAUCAUGGUUCUUAUGCCCAUGAACGAAUCGGCCCUGAUGAGCAGCAUCAGCCAGGGGAUCGAACCGGCGGUCCAGCUGGCCAUCCAGCACAUACGGGAGUCCAGGAAGUACUCGUUCUCACUCAUCACCAAAAUCUAUGACACCGAGUGUGACAAUGCAAAGGGGCUGAGGGCCUUCUUUGAUGCCAUAUGCUACGGUCCCAAACACCUCAUGAUCUUUGGUGGCGUCUGCCCCUCUGUGACCUCCAUCAUCGCAGAAUCCUUGGAAGGCUGGAAUCUGGUGCAGCUGUCCUUUGCAGCAACAACCCCAGUUCUGGCAGACAAGAAAAAGUACCCCAACUUCUUCCGCACUGUCCCAUCAGACAAUGCCGUAAACCCAGCAGUAGUGAAGUUCCUCAACUACUACAACUGGAGCCGCGUGGGGACCCUCACACAGGAUGUCCAGAGGUUCUCAGAGGUGAGGAAUGAUCUAACUAAUGAGCUGGAGAAGGCAGACAUUCAGAUCGCAGAUACAGAAAGUUUCUCCAAUGACCCCUGUGUCAAUGUCAAGAAGCUCAAGGACAAUGAUGUGAGAAUUAUCAUUGGCCAGUUUGACGAGAACCUGGCCUCCAAAGUCUUCUGCUGCGCGUAUAACCUGAACAUGUUUGGCAGUAAAUACCAGUGGAUUAUUCCUGGUUGGUACCAGGGCAACUGGUGGGAACAGGCAAAUACCACCAACUGCACCACGAAGAAGCUGCUUACGGCCAUGGAGGGAUACAUCAGUGUGGACUUUGAGCCACUCAGCGCUCGGCAGAUCAAGGGCAUCUCUGGCAGGACCCCUAAGGAGUACGAAAGGGAGUAUAGUCGAGAGCUCCAGCAGAAAGGUGUGGAAGCCAGCAAGUUUCAUGGCUUUGCCUACGAUGGGAUUUGGGUCAUUGCUAAAACCUUGACUCGAGUGAUGGAGCUGCUCCGGAUAAAACAACGGCAGAACACCUACAACAACUUUACUGUGGAUGACCGCGAAGUGGGAAAAAUGGUGCUGGAUGUCAUGAAUGAGACAAACUUCUUUGGUGUUACGGGCCAAGUCAUGUUUCGGAAUGGAGAGAGGAUGGGCACAAUAAAAUUCAACCAGUUUCAAGGGGGCCAUGAAGUAAAGGUGGGAGAGUACAAUGCAAUUGCUGAUGUGCUGGACCUCAUCAACAACUCCAUUAAGUUUCAAGGUGUGGAGCCUCCAAAGGAUCGUACGUUUGUGCGUUUGCAGCGGCGCCACAUCAACGUGCCCCUCUACAGCAUCCUGUCCACCAUUACCAUACUGGGCAUGCUCAUGGCAGGGGCCUUCCUGUUCUUUAACAUUAAGAACCGCAACCACAGACUAAUCAAGAUGUCCAGUCCUUACAUGAACAACCUGAUCAUCCUUGGAGGCAUGCUUUCCUACGCCUCCAUCUUCCUGUUUGGCCUGGACGGAGGCUUCGUCUCUGACAAAGAGUUUGAGACCCUCUGCACUGUUCGGACAUGGAUCCUCAUUGUUGGAUACACAACUGCUUUUGGUGCCAUGUUUGCCAAGACCUGGAGGGUGCACGCCAUCUUCAAAAAUGUGAAGAUGAAGAAGAAGAUCAUAAAGGACCAGAAGUUGUUGAUCAUUGUUGGCGGGAUGCUGCUGAUCGACUUAUGCAUCCUCAUUUGCUGGCAGAUUGUGGACCCUCUUAAAAGGACUGUGGAAGAGUACAGCUUGGAGGCGGACCCCCAAGGCAGAGACAUAGCCAUCCGUCCCUUCCUGGAGCACUGUGAGAACACCCACAUGACCAUUUGGCUGGGCAUCGUCUAUGCUUACAAGGGACUGCUAAUGUUGUUUGGCUGUUUCCUGGCAUGGGAGACCAGGAAUGUGAGCAUCCCUGCUCUUAAUGACAGCAAAUACAUCGGGAUGAGUGUUUACAACGUGGGCAUCAUGUGCAUCAUCGGUGCUGCGGUGUCUUUUCUGACCAGGGACCAGCCCAAUGUCCAGUUCUGCAUUGUGGCACUGGUGAUCAUCUUUUGCAGCACCAUCACGCUCUGUCUGGUCUUUGUUCCCAAGUUUAUUACCAUGAGAACCAACCCAGACGCAGCCACCCAGAACCGGAGGUUAAAGUUCACCCAGAAUCAGAAGAAGGAAGACUCCAAGACGUCCACCUCAGUCACCAGCGUCAACCAGGCUAACACUUCUCGACUGGAUGGGCUUCAAACUGAUAACCACCGUCUUCGCAUGAGGAUUACAGAGCUGGACAAGGAGCUGGAGGAAGUGACCAUGCAGCUGCAGGACACCCCAGAGAAAACCCCCUACAUCAAACAAAACCAUUACCCGGACGCCAAUAACAUCCUCAGCAUACGCAACUUCACAGACGGAAAAGAUGGAGAGAAGUCGAUACUAAAGAACCACUUGGAGCAGAAGCCUCAGGCGCAGUGGGGCUCCAUGGAUCCUUCCAGAAUAAACAGAGGUCCCCUGGAGGAUAUCAACUCACCCGAACACAUACAGCGUCGACUGUCUUUGCAGCUGCCCAUCCUGCACCAUGCCUAUUUACCAUCCAUAGGAGGGGUUGAUGCCAGCUGCACCAGCCCCAAUGGCAGCCCUGGUUCCAGCCCACGGCACAGACACAUGCCCCCCUCCUACCGGGUAAUGGUCUCUGGCCUGUGAGCUUCAUUCACUCCCCCACCUGGCUCUUUGCAGAGGAGACAUAUAUGGUUCUUUUUUUCUACAACAGAUAGACUGAUAUCAUCAGCGUAUGUGCGUAUUUUGUCUCAGAAUAAGAAGGACGGGGGAGAAGAGAGGGAGGGGGGGGGGUCACGUUUCACUCUUGGUACCUCCUCACCCCAGCCUCUCUUGAGAACUGAAACCCUCAGUCAGGAAGGGGUGGGAGGAGACAGAGUGGGCACUAGAUGACCUUACAAACUCCCAUGAUUUACAGCAACGUCCCCUUGUUCAUCUGCUCCCCUUGCCUAGGCAUAUACUCAUAUGCACAGUCAAACAAACACAAACAUACACAAGUACACACACAAGCACAAACACACUGACAACCAAUGGCAGAACAGCGGUGGACCAGCCCUGACCUGAUGUGUAGCCUUAUCUGCUUCCGAGGGGGUUAUCUGUUUCUGUUCCUUAUCUGUUGUAUGUAUGUGCUUGCUGCUACAUGUGAGCUUGUCAUCUAACUUGAGUAUUUCACUGCUUCAGUGACUGGACGUUGAUGUGGAGAUAUGGAAUUUACAAUACCCAGCAAAGGAAAUCAUCCAAUUUACUCCCCAGCCCCUUCCCAUCUUUGUGGCGACAUGUAAAUAUCAUCUUUUCUGACUUUGAUGUACUGUAAGCUUUGCAUAUGCUGUGAAUGGACAAUUAAGUGGGUUCUAAGAAUGGUUCUUGCAACAGAGGCAGGUAAACAUGAAAAUUACAAAUGGAAGCUUAUAAAACAUGGCACGCUAUAAAGAAUUAGAUGUAUGUUUGAAAGAAUCUGAAUUGGUUUGUGUAACUGUUCUUGAAUUAGCUUAUGGGCAGCAAAGUGAGAUACAUCAAAGCUUAUGAGUCACAGAACACAAAAUGGCACCAGGGGCUCAUUCCUUUAACUUGGAGUAAGAUGCACAUGGCUCUUUUUUUUCACUUUGCUAAAUUUGCACCACUGGUCUCAUCAGAGAUAACACAUCAGACUUUGCAUAGGCCUUUCAUAUUUUACAACUUGCUUACUAUGUCCUCAGAAAGCAUGUUAUACAGAUUAUUGAUGCUAUGCCUUUUAACAGGUCUCCAAGGCUUCAUAUGUUACAAAACCAAGCUAAAAGGCACCACAAGAGUGUUCCACAGUUGUUAUUUGUGUGUGUUAUAUGCCAAGAGAUGCACACAUUCAGAUGUACACUUAAAACACGAUAGAGCACCUUAUGAAUUCAGGUGCUUUUGAGAUGACGCAUUAGUGACGGGCUUGGUCAUAUUGAUCCCCACAGAGUGGUCUGUAUAGACUGUUAAGAUGUCCAUCUGAUCUAGCCCUCACAGCUAACCAGCACAGGCAAGGGUGAUGGGAUUCAUGUCAAUGACAAAAGGAAACAAGACUCUGAAAUAAAAAGACUUCUUAGGAAGAAA